CAGUAAUACAUACCUACUUCUAAAUCUAGGCAGAGAUAUUCUCCCGCGAUAUCUAUCGUUACCAUUUUCCACUCCAUUUCUCGCCGCAACCGGGUCGGGUUAGAUCCAUAUCCAUUUUCCUCCAACACAACACAGAGUAUACUAGCUAGGUUGUUGGUUGGUGCUGUUUUUUCCGUUUAACGAUUUCAAACAAUUUUCCAUCGAUCUGAAACUGCAUUGAAAACAAAACCUAUUUCCAAAUACAGACAUUAUCGUUGUCUUUCAGCUGUAACAACACAUUUCCUAUUUAGUAAGUUGCUAGCUACAUUGAGUUAGCAAUGUAUUUGUUUGGGGUUUGAUUUUAUUAUAUACACACAACAACAAAAAAAAAACUAGAUCCAAAACCCCAAACUCUGUUUUCUGCAUUUGUGAUUUUCGCUUUUUUUGCAUAAUGAGAGAAAAAUCGAAAUCAAAAGGAGGAUGCUGUGGUUGGUUUAUUGCGUUUGUCAUUCUAGCUCUUGUUGUUGGUGCUAUUGUUUAUGCCGUUAAGAAGAAAAUCGAUAACUCGAAUUCCGAUAAACCCGAACCGGUUCCCGGUCCUCCUGGUGCUAUUGAUCAAAAAUAUGCUUCUGCUCUCAAAACUGCAAUGCAAUUCUUCGACGUGCAAAAAUCUGGCAAAUUAGAGAACAACAAAAUAAGUUGGAGAGGGGAUUCGGCUCUUAAGGAUGGAAAGCAAGCAGAUUUAGAUCUAACAAAAGGAAUGUAUGAUGCCGGGGAUCACAUGAAGUUUGGUUUUCCUAUGGCUUUUACUGCCUCGGUGCUAUCGUGGGCAAUUCUAGAAUAUGGAGAUCAAAUGGAUGCUGUUGGCCAAUUGGAACCAGCGCAAGAUUCUCUCAGGUGGAUCACUGAUUUUCUCGUCAAUGCUCAUCCUUCGGAGAAUGUUCUGUAUAUUCAGGUUGGUGAUCCUGUUGCAGAUCACAAGUGUUGGAAUAGACCUGAGUUAAUUACUGAGGAACGACCCCUCUUACAAGUGAACGUAUCCUGUCCCGGAUCAGAUGUUGCAGCUGAAACUGCAGCAGCAAUGGCAUCAGCAUCUUUGGUCUUCAAAAAGUCAGAUGCUACAUAUUCAAGCACUCUCCUCAAGCAUGCAAAACAGUUAUUUACUUUUGCGGACAAGCAUAGAGGAAUUUACAGUGAGAAUAUACCUGAAGUUGCGACAUAUUAUAACUCAACUGGAUAUGGAGAUGAGCUUUUGUGGGCAGCUACCUGGCUCUACCACGCCACAGGUGAUGAUUCGUACCUUCAGUAUGUGACUGGCCAAAAUGGAGAAGACUAUGCUCAAUUUGGAAGCCCAACCUGGUUCAGUUGGGACAACAAGCUUGCCGGAACUCAGGUUUUGCUAUCUAGAGUAAGCUUCUUCAAGGCAAAGGGCCUUUCCAGUUCAUUUGGUUCCGGCCUCCAAAAUUAUAGAAAAUCCGCCGAGGCUGUAAUGUGUGGCCUUCUUCCAGACUCUCCAACAGCCACAAAAAGCAGAACUGAUAAUGGUCUGAUAUGGGUGAGUGAAUGGAACGCUUUGCAGCAUCCUGUUGCAUCUGCAUUCUUAGCUUCUGUUUACAGUGACUAUAUGCUUACAACGCAGACUCCCAAUAUAAAAUGUGAUUCAGAUUCCUUCAAACCAUCAGAUCUUCGAGACUUUGCCAGAUCUCAGGCUGAUUACGUGUUGGGCAAGAAUCCUCAGCAUAUGAGUUUUCUGGUGGGAUAUGGAAAGAAUUUCCCACAAUUCGUGCAUCACAGGGGAGCUUCAAUUCCUGCUAAUGCGAAAACUGGUUGCAAGGACGGGUGGCAGUGGCUUGACUCAUCCGAUCCGAAUCCCAAUGUAGCUACUGGAGCACUUGUUGGUGGACCUUUCUUAAAUGAGACUUACAUUGAUUCUAGGAACAAUUCUAUGCAAGGAGAACCAAGCACAUAUAACAGUGCUGUCAUAGUUGGUCUCUUAUCAAGUUUAGUCACCACAUCUUCGGCCCUUCAAUCCUUCUCCUAAACUAUAGUAUGUAGCUUCUCCAUAUUCAAUUCCACUCAAAAGAAGUUGCGACGCGGAUUUAAGUUUUAUGGCUUUAUUCAUUUCCUUAUCAUCACGUAUUAUUAGUGUAUGGAUCGUGAUACUGUAACUAUACAAUAUAUUUUGAGUGUGAGCCGUGGUGUCUGGAUAGGUUAGUCAUUAAUUAAUGUAUACAGGUGAAGUUUGAUUCUCUGUUGUUGCCUCACCAGCUCUGAGCUUAUUCUAUUGUACUUCCUUGUAAAAUAUAUGGUUGAUUCUUUUUGUUAUUGUUGUUGGUGGUGUUAUUUGACCGUAAUCACGUUAUUGAUC
Molecule: messenger RNA, 2347 nt
Organism: Medicago truncatula (barrel medic)
Lineage: Eukaryota; Viridiplantae; Streptophyta; Magnoliopsida; Fabales; Fabaceae
Product: endoglucanase 2
Exons: 6
Coding region: 431-2020 (529 amino acids)
Biological process (GO): carbohydrate metabolic process
Molecular function (GO): hydrolase activity, hydrolyzing O-glycosyl compounds
Source: RefSeq, a predicted model, not a curated record